UGACUUUGGACUAGAGACACAAGCAUCCCCUCUUACAAAUGAAGAAUUUGCAGGCCUAUCUAAUCUAAGGUUCCUUCAAAUGGACUAUGCAAACCUGGAUAGAGAUUUUAAGUGCCUUCUUUUAAAGUUAAGAUGGCUUCGUUGGAAUGCAUGCCCUCCCAUUUUUAGACCAACCAAUUUUCAUCUAAAGGAUCUGGUCAUUAUUGAUUUAUCAUGGAGCAAGGUCACAGAAGCCUGGGAGGGUUGGAAUCAUAUCAAGAUUGCAAGAAAGUUGAAAGUCCUAAAUCUCACAGGUUGCGGUUACAUGGUUAGAACUCCUGACUUCUCUGCAUAUAUAACUUUAGAAAGAUUGAUUCUUGAAGAUUGUGAGAAUUUGGUUCAUAUCGACCCAUCAAUUGGGUGUCUCAAGAGUCUAGCUUUCUUAAAUGUGAAGAAUUGUGCUAAACUUAAGAGGCUGCCUCUGGAAUUUGAUUCUGUGGAAGGUUUAACAGAGCUGCACAUUGAUGGCACUUCUAUACAAGAAGUCCCUAUUGGUAGAGGUGCUAUGAAGAAGCUUGAAAUUCUUAGUGCCACUUGUUGUGGGUCAUUAACUCAAAUUUCUACCUCUAUCAACCAUCUAAAAUCUCUUUCAGACCUCACAUUUGAUUUUACAAGUAUUACUCAACUACCAGACUCAAUUGGCUCGCUAGUGAAAUUGCGAUACUUGUCACUAAGGUAUUGUUCACAAUUAAAAGAACUUCCAGACUCCAUUGGGAAAUUGGAAUCAUUAAUUGAGCUGCGCUUAUUUGCAGCAAAAUUUAGCGAUUUACUUGAUACUAUUGGCAACCUAAAAAGUUUGAAAGUUCUUGAGAUUGAUCAUUCUUCAAUAAUGAAGUUACCUAGUACCAUCGGAAUGUUACUGAAACUUGAAGAGUUACAUGCCUCGCAUUGUUACUGUUGAAACACUUAUAUGUAUAUAUGUAUUUAGGCUGGGGUCUUAUGGUAAUUAGAUAUAGGGUUUGUGGCUGUUAUGUAAUUAAGCCUUUAUUGUAUUGUAUAUAAUACCCCUUAUGUUUUAGGGUUAGAAUAUAUGAAAAUGAGAAAUGUGUUUUGCUCUCUCCCUCUUACGGUCUCUCUCUCUCUCACUCUCUGUAUAUCCUCGUACAAAUCUUCAUUUCUACAUGGUAUCAGAGCAGAUCAAAAUUAUGAGGGUGGGAAAUUGCAAUCGUAUUGUUCCUGUAUAGAUUUGUAGAUCUGUUCAGAUCUCACGACGGUGGUGUUGUUGCCGUUUUUUGGUUGUCAACGAACUCGCUGCCUUCCCUCGUUGUCGCUGCUCCCCAUCUUCUCUCGUCGUUGCUAGUUGCUUGGUCUCAGAUCUGAAACCCAGUUUUGUUACUUGCCGCCUUCUCUUGCCGUCGCUGCUUGCUGCUUGGUCACCGGCGGCUGUCAUCGUCAUUUGCUGCUCGUUGUUUGGUCACCGACGGCUGUCGCGAGGUGCAUCGCUGCUUGUUUAUUCCAUCGUCGUUGCCGCUGC
This is a messenger RNA of Cornus florida, 1513 nucleotides long. Its product is annotated as disease resistance protein RPV1-like. NCBI's taxonomy places the organism in Eukaryota, Viridiplantae, Streptophyta, Magnoliopsida, Cornales, Cornaceae. Bases 80 to 940 code for a protein of 286 amino acids. Gene Ontology annotation, molecular function: protein binding. The transcript has 2 exons. The record is from RefSeq and is a predicted model, not a curated record.